AUAUUCUCCUUAUCCUAAAUUCUUAUUCAACUACCAACUACCACCCCCAACAACAACCUUAAUUCCAUCCAUUUCUAUUUGGAACAAUGGAAUCCCGUGCCUCCAAUUCCAAUUCUCCAUACCAUUACCACCACCACCACCCUCGUUUCAAACCAAGCCAACCUAUUUCAGACCGAAUAGUUCGUGCCCUCCGCCACCGCCUGCGCCUCCUCCACCGUUCUGGCUCCACCUUCUUCAUAUUAGGCGCCACCGGAAACGUGUACACGGUGACCUUAUCCUCCUCACCCUCAUGCACCUGCCCUGACCGCACAACCCCAUGCAAGCACAUUCUAUUCGUUUUCAUUCGAGUUUUGGGCGUGUCACUCGAUGAUGUCUGUCUGAGGAGGAGGACCCUUCGUCCCUGCCAGCUCCAACGCCUCCUCGGAGCGCCUACAUUGCCGGAGGUGGUGGCGGGGGGCACCCUGAGGCAGAGGUUUCACCAGCUGUUCUUUGGUGGAGGGUCAACAGCAGGGCCAAAGAUAGAGAUGGAGGAGGGUGCCACUUGCCCGGUUUGCCUUGAGGAAAUGGGGAAGGAGCAAAACCUGGUGGCAUGUGGAACAUGCCGUAACCCUAUCCAUGAAGAGUGCUUGAUAAAGUGGAAGAGAACCAAGGGAAGAAGUGCUAGUUGUGUGAUUUGUAGAGCAAGGUGGAGGGAUAGGGUGGAGCAAGAUGAGUAUCUGAACCUGUCUGCUUAUGUUGGCGAAGAUGAUAUGGAAGAACCUGAUGUCUGCACUUGUUAAGUUUCAUGUGCUGAAGAAUCAAAAUCAAAGUUAACUAAAUGUUUCGUAUGUGUGUAAAGAAGGGGUCCAGAAACUGUUUACGUUGCAAUUAGUCAGAAGACAAAAGAACAUUUGUGCUGUCGUCUAUGUACGUAGUUGUGUUGCUUGUUUUGUUGCCACAUUUAUUUGUGGUUCCUUAAACCUUUUACUUUUAUCUGCUGCAUGAGCGGUGCAACACAAACUUUGUGGAAUCACUUGAAUGAGCUAGACUUUUAUAAACUGAAUAUAACCGCGCGAAUAUGCUCAUGAUUAA
Messenger RNA from Glycine soja, 1071 nucleotides. RefSeq lists its product as uncharacterized. Lineage: Eukaryota; Viridiplantae; Streptophyta; Magnoliopsida; Fabales; Fabaceae. Gene Ontology annotation, molecular function: zinc ion binding; ubiquitin protein ligase activity. The record is from RefSeq and is a predicted model, not a curated record. Bases 87 to 779 code for a protein of 230 amino acids. The transcript has a single exon.